This is a messenger RNA of Mus pahari (shrew mouse), 3369 nucleotides long. It is a transcript of the gene Agbl1, whose product is annotated as ATP/GTP binding protein like 1. The record is from RefSeq and is a predicted model, not a curated record. Gene Ontology annotation, biological process: protein side chain deglutamylation; C-terminal protein deglutamylation; proteolysis. Gene Ontology annotation, molecular function: metallocarboxypeptidase activity; zinc ion binding. The transcript has 22 exons. The coding region runs from base 1 to 3369 and encodes 1122 amino acids. NCBI's taxonomy places the organism in Eukaryota, Metazoa, Chordata, Mammalia, Rodentia, Muridae.
AUGAAGCUCCUCAAAAGACCUCUAUAUUCUGUGCUGCUGCUGCUGUUGCUGCUGCUGCUGCUGCUGCUGCUAGAAGCCAUGUUGAUAUCCGUGAUCCGUGUAGCCACUGCAGGCUGUGGUAAUGCCCCAUGGUUCAUGAAGCCACUGGGGAUCAUGUUGCUGUCUGUGAUCAGGAUGUGUGUACUGAAGGAGGCCAUGUUGAUGCCUGUGAACUCCUCUGAUACAGCAUCCACCCUGGCCAUCCUCCAAGUACUCAGCGAUCUGCUUUCUGUUGGCACAGACCGGAGGGUUUAUUAUAUGAUCAGCAAAGGUGGCAGCGAAGCCCUUCUGCAGACUCUGGUGGACACAGCAAGGUCAGCUUCUCCUGACUGGGACAUCCUCCUGCCUCUCUUCAGGCUGCUGGCUAAAGUUGGCCUAAGAGAUAAGAAGUUUGGACAGAAGGCACUAGAAUUAGAAGCACUUGAUGUGACCUUGAUUUUGGCCAGGAAAAACCUGUCUCAUAGCCAGAACCUCCUGCACUGUCUCUGGGUAUUGCGUGUGUUUGCCUCCAGUGUAACCACGGGAGCCAUGCUGGGAAUUAAUGGAGCGAUGGAACUGCUCUUCAAGGUCCUUUCUCCUUACACCCGAAAGCACACCCGGACAAUCAGGGCAGCCACUGAAGUUUUGGCAGCAUUGUUGAAAUCCAAGUCCAACAGCCGCAGGGCUGUGAAUAGAGGCUAUGUCAACAGCUUGCUCAGGCUGCAUCAGGACUGGCACAGCCGCGAUGUGACCAAUACCUAUGUGAUGAUCCGCCAUGGGCUUCUGCUCUGCCUCAGGCACAUUGUUGCCCUCCGCUCUGGCAGGGAGGCCUUCCUGGCAGCCCAAGGCAUGGAGACUCUCUUCAGCAUUGCACAGACCUGCCUGGAGAACAAGAACAUGGAACUUGUGAUCUCUGCUGUGAUUCAGAUCCUCAGACAGUGCUACCCUGCAAGUUGGCUUCCCCUGGUCACAGCCAGCAGUGCCUACACCUUCCCAGCCCCUGGGAGCACCAGCUCAGAGCUUCCACUCCAUCUAACUGAAGAAGAUUUUGACGAUGAUGGUGAUGAAGAGAUGGACAAAGACUCAGAUGUGGAGGCUGUGAAAGAAGAUGAUGACUUAGAAACUGAUAUGAGCAAACUUAGUCCUAAGCCCGGUCUUGACCUCCCUGAGGAGGAAUUUGCACAGUAUGGUGCAAUGUGUCCUGAGCUAUCCUGUAGCUUUGAGGAACUGGAACCCAAAUGUGGAGAUGAUUUGAACAACAGAGACACUCUGCAUGCCAAUCACCACCACAUUCCAAGUGCUGCCUCUCUCGGACAACACUGUUUUAACUGGGAGCACAGCUCCUGGGGACAAGAAAGAGAAGACACAGUCCACAUGUCCAUUCUGCACAUGGUGAAGACAGGGAAGUCCAGUGUACUGUCAUCCUCAAAACAGAGAUCUGCAACAAAUGUGAACCAAAGCAUACAACAAAAUGGUUUGGAGAUCAGUUCUUCUGGACAUGAUACCUUUGACAUUCAGGCUCCCUUAGAACAGGCUGCUUGGGACAUAGAAGCAAUUUCUUGCCCAAGGAUAACUGCCUCAUUUCCCAAUUUGACUAAGCCAGAAGAAAACAUUGAGGCAGCAGAGAGGCUUCUGCACACACAUGCCAAACACAUACCUUUCCACGAUCCUCAUCUUUAUAUGGCCAAUGCUACUAGAGCAAGAUCUGCCGUGGGAUUCAAGACAGUGGCAUUUCCUGAUCUCUGGGGCCACUAUCCACCUCCCACUGCUCAACCCAUGCUGGAUCGCAAACUGGGAAUACAGAGGAUCAAGAUACUUGAGGAUGUCCGGAGGCUCCUCCAGCCAAGUGAUGUUGUAAACAAAGUUGUCUUCAGUUUAGACGAGCCCGGGUCUUUGCAAGGCAGCAUUUCCAAUUGCUUAAGGUUCCACUCCAAGUUUGAAUCAGGAAAUCUCCGUAAAGCCAUCCAAGUGCGGAUGCAGCCGACCCUGUAUUCUGUGAAAGAAGCUCUCCUUGGCCGACCUGCCUGGAUACGGACAGGCUCUGAAAUUUGUUACUACAAAAAUCACUACCGUCAGAAUGCAGCUACCACGGAUGGAGCAUUCGGGAAGCGCUACUACACGCUUACCUUCACUGUUACCUUCCCCCACCAUGAGGAUGCCUGCUAUCUGGCCUAUCACUAUCCCUACACCUACUCCACCCUCAUGACUCAUCUUGAAAUUCUGGAAAGAAGCAUCGACCACAGGGAAGUCUACUUCCGCCAUGAUGUUCUCUGCCAAACGUUGGGAGGGAAUCCAUGUCCACUGGUGACAAUCACUGCCUUUCCUGAAUCUAACAGCGCUGAGCAUCUGGAGCAGUUCCGCUGUCGUCCAUAUCAGGUGAUCACAGCCCGAGUUCACCCAGGAGAGAGCAAUGCCAGCUGGGUGAUGAAGGGAACCUUGGAGUUCCUGGUCAGCAGUGAUCCUGUGGCAAAGCUCCUGAGGGAAAACUUCGUGUUCAAGAUCAUCCCUAUGCUCAAUCCAGAUGGUGUCAUCAAUGGCAAUCACAGAUGCUCACUGAGAGGCGAGGAUCUCAACAGGCAGUGGCUUUUUCCCCAAGCUCAUCUCCAACCAACCAUCUACCAUGCCAAAGGUCUCCUCCAUUACCUAAGCAGUACUGGCCGGGGGCCUGUGGUCUUCUGUGAUUUCCAUGGUCACUCCCAAAAGAAGAAUGUAUUCCUUUAUGGUUGCAGCAUGAAAGAAACUUUGUGGCAAGCAGGCUGCACUGUGGGUGAAUCUGCCCUCUUGGAGGAUGUCAGCUACAGGACACUUCCUAAAAUCCUGGACAAGCUAGCACCAGCAUUCACCAUGAACAGCUGCAGCUUUCUGGUGGAAAAAUCACGAGCGUCCACUGCCCGAAUAGUGGUGUGGAGAGAGAUGGGGGUUUCCAGAAGCUAUACCAUGGAGAGCAGCUACUGCGGCUACAACCAGGGCCCCUAUCAGGGUCUACAGUUUGGUACUGGAGAACUGGAAGAAAUGGGAGCCAUGUACUGCUUGGGACUGCUCAUCUUGGAACUCAAAUCUGCAAGCUGUAGCCAUAAGCUCUUGGCUCGAGCUUCAACUCUGCUGAACGCGGAUGUUCUGGAACACUACCUCCAGCGGUGCAGUAGCAGCAGCAGCAGCAGCAACAGAACCUCUGAGGUAGAUGAUGAGCCAUAUUGCAUGGAGGAGAUUGACUACAAUGCAGACAGCAGCUCAGACUCAGAACAGAACUUCACUGAACUAGACCGGCAGAUCCAGGAGUGUGCCUUAAACAAGGAUGAAGAAGAAGAAAAAGAAGAAGGGACAGGAUGGAGAAGAAGAUCUGUCACCUAG